AUGAUGGGUGAUUUUAAUGCCAAAAUCGGAAACGACAACACUGAUAGGGAGUCUGUGAUGGGGAAACAUGGUAUGGGUACCAUGAACGACAAUGGAGAAAGAUUAGCAGACCUAUGCUUAAACCAGAGUUUGGUAAUAGGUGGAUCAGUAUUCCCCCACAAGGACUGCCAUAAGGUAACUUGGCUCUCACCUGAUCGUAAAACAGAGAACCAGAUCGAUCAUAUUUGUAUCGACAAAUCCUGGAGGAAAUCACUUCUUGAUGUGCGAAAUAAAAGAGGAGCGGAUGCGGGGACUGAUCACCACCUGAUAAUAGGAGUCACACAGCUUAAGAUAUCAUCGACUGCGGUAAAACUCCAAUGUGCUCAGAGGAAGUGGGACUUGGUCAAACUGAAAGAUGAAACAAAGAAAGUGCAGUUUAGCAUGCAGUUGAAAAAUAGAUUCCAGGCUCUAAGGGUGGACGACAUUGAUGAUGAAGCUCCUCACGAGAGAGAAAAUCCCUCAGAAAAAAUAGAGAAAAAAUGGAAGAAUUUCAAGGAAAUCUUUCAAGACACAGCAGAAGAAGUUUUGGGCUAUGGGAAUAAGAAUAGGCCGGACUGGAUCUCCGAGGAAACAUGGGAGGCAAUACAGAAUAGGAAACAAGCAAAACAUAUACUCAAUCAAUGCAGAACUCGAGAUAAAAAAGAAGCUGCAUCAAGAGAAUAUAGCAGAGCAAAUAGAAAUGUUAAGAGACUUUUUAGAAGAGAUAAAAGGAAGUAUAUAAAUUAUCUAGCGGAUAAAGCACAGGAGGCAGCUGACAGGGGAGAUAGUAAGACGCUCUAUGUGAUAACUAAAAGACUCUCGAGAAGGAAAGCCUUUGCGGACAGUAAACCUAUUAAAAGUAAAACAGGAGAUUUGUUGGUGACAGAAGAGGCGCAGUUAAAACGGUGGAGACAACAUUUCCAGGAAGUCCUAAACCGCACUGUAAACCAAAAUGAUGAAGAAGAUAGAGAGCAAGAUGCAAAUGUUGCAAUGGUAAUGAACGAACAGGUUGGAAUAGAAGUGAAUGCACCAGGGGAAAGGGAAAUUGCUGAAGCUAUCAGAAAGCUGAAAAAUUGUAAAGCCCCAGGAGAGGAUAAUAUCCCAGGAGAGUUUUUAAAGCUGAAUGCAGAUGAAGCAGCACUUUUUAUCCACCCCCUGAUAACUGAUAUCUGGGAGAAUGAAUAUGUGCCAAAAGAUUGGAAUACUGGUCUUUUGGUGAAAAUACCAAAGAAGGGGAAUCUAGCAGAUUGUGACAACUGGAGAGGAAUAACUCUCACAUCGGUCCCGAGCAAGAUACUUUGUAGAAUAAUUCUAAAUAGAAUAAGAGAGUCUGUAGAUGACAAGCUAAGAAGAGAGCAAAGUGGUUUUAGGGCAGGAAAAUCUUGUGCAGACCAGAUCAACACACUGAGAAGCAAGGAGGAGGAACUUCAAACACUAGGAGCUGAAAUUAAAAUCUUGAAGUCACGACUUGAUUUGGAAAAAGAUAUUCUACAGGAGGAGAUGGAUACGUCGUUCAAAGUCCAGGACCAAUCAACGUCUGAGAUUCUCUCUCUCAACAAACGCAUCGAGUCUCUGCAAGCGGCACUGCGGCAACGGGACCUUCACUUUGCGGGACGGGCGGGUUACAACGGCGGCCAUGGUAAGAGGGAGAUUCUCCACGACCUGGCUGACCUGUUGUUCACCACAUAA
Messenger RNA from Homalodisca vitripennis (glassy-winged sharpshooter), 1707 nucleotides. RefSeq lists its product as uncharacterized. The transcript has 3 exons. NCBI's taxonomy places the organism in Eukaryota, Metazoa, Arthropoda, Insecta, Hemiptera, Cicadellidae. The record is from RefSeq and is a predicted model, not a curated record. The coding region runs from base 1 to 1707 and encodes 568 amino acids.